Molecule: messenger RNA, 1290 nt
Organism: Babjeviella inositovora NRRL Y-12698
Lineage: Eukaryota; Fungi; Ascomycota; Pichiomycetes; Serinales
Exons: 1
Coding region: 253-1116 (287 amino acids)
Biological process (GO): fatty acid catabolic process
Molecular function (GO): 2,4-dienoyl-CoA reductase (NADPH) activity
Source: RefSeq, a predicted model, not a curated record
CCGUGCUGACUAAAUUCUACCGUCCCCAGAUUGAUGCAGCCCUCCCCAGGACUUGGAGCCCGCGCCUUAUUUCGGCGUUCGGCUGUCGGCCGGAACUGCCGCACAUUAAGAACGUCACAUGCAGAAUUUCGCUGGAGGAAAGCAACACGCGCCGCUGUGGGGUACGCAGAAAUCAUAUAUAAGGACGCAAUCCCCACUUUUCGUUUGUCGAUUCCCUGCCAACCAGAAUAUUCUGUAAUUAAUACACACGCCAUGACUACGUUAGACCAAUCUUUCGUCACAAACGGAACCUUCAAAGCCGACUUGUUCAAGGGCAAGGUUGUUUUCAUCACCGGUGGUGCCGGUACCAUCUGCCGUGUGCAGGCGGAAGCCAUGGUGCUUUUAGGGGCUAACGCUGCUAUUUUGGGAAGAAAUCAGGAAAAGACCGAAAAGGCCGCACGCGAGAUCGAGGCUCUCAGACCGGGCGCUAGAGUGGUGGCGUGCUCUAACUGUGACGUCAGGGAGGUCACCCAGAUCAAGGAGGCUGUCGACAGAGUGGUUGCGGAGUUGGGCAGAAUCGACUUUGUGAUUGCCGGUGCUGCCGGUAACUUCUUGAGUGACUUCAACCACUUGUCUUCCAACGCGUUCAAGUCUGUCAUCGGCAUUGACUUGUUGGGCUCCUUCAACACCGUCAAGGCGUGCUACGACCAAUUAAAGAAGAACAAGGGUGCCAUCCUCUUUGUCAGUGCCACCUUGCAUUACUACGGUGUUCCGUUCCAGGUGCAUGUCGGUGCCGCCAAGGCCGGUGUGGACGCCUUGAGCAACGCUUUAGCGGUCGAAUUGGGUCCAUUGGGCGUCAGAUCAAACUGCAUCGCCCCAGGUGCCAUUGCAGGCACUGAGGGGUUCGACAGAUUGACUCGUGGUGUUGAUUUGAAGAAGCAGAUUCCAUUGCAAAGAUAUGGGACCACCCGCGACAUUGCCGAGGCCACCGUGUUUUUGUUCUCUCCAGCUGGAACGUACAUCACCGGUACUACCCAGGUCGUUGAUGGUGCCCAAUGGCACAUGGGCUUCAAGUACGGCGAAGAUAUUUACCCAGUGGGCCUCACCAAGAUGUUGAAUGAGCCAUCGAAGUUGUAAGCGGGCACUAUUAUUUCAAAGCGGGCUCUUUUCUUAUUUAUAUCUGAUUUUUCAUAUGCACUGUAGGUAUAAAAUCCGCUGACAGUCUUUUUUUUUCUUAGUGCUAACCUUUUAAAGCAACCAGGAUAGAAGCAUUACUAUUGGAUAAACACUGUCAAAAAUGGAAAUCCAUCU